AUGGCAGACCCCAGAGGUCCGCGCUUGGUGCCACCUCCGCCUCCACCGGCACCGGAUGUGUGGUGGCCACCGACACCGCCUCCGGAGGUUGGAGAGGAAGUGCAACGAGGCGGUUUCGCUCUGAUUUCGCAAAUGCCGAGCCCCGGACCGAGGCUGCAGGGACUCGCACCAGUAGGAGCUCCCGCAGGUAACCCAGCGGCAGCCAACCUGACAAGGUUUGUUCCAAGCCCGUGGGCACCACCUGCUGGACAGCUUGCGCCCGCACCGCAUGCUGUGCCACACGGUUUUGGUUGGCCUCCUCUUUGGAGCACUCCUUCAGGACAGCAGUCUCCGGGAGCAGCACGAGCGUUCGUCUCACCCACGUGCCACUGGCGCAAUGUGGAGGAACAAAGAACAGCUCCCGCCGAUGCAAUGAUGAUGCGAUGCAAGUCACCACCUGCCAUGCGGUUAGCGCCGCAGAUGGCUGUGUCUCCCGCUGCACCACCGACUGUUGUUCGCCAGCAGAUUUACCCACCACUGCUGUCGAGUGCUGAUGCAACCAAGUUUAAAGGAUGCACCCGCCAUACGCUUCACAGCCUUCCAUCUUCCAAGUCGAUGCAACGACUCCACACGCAGCCCAGCCACUCGACAUCUUUAGCUUGUAGCAACAGUCCCUCUACCACGACUGGCACCACCGUGGGCUUGGGCUUGGCGGCCCCUGGCAAAUCCGAUUCCUUGUCGGAUGAGGAGUUGCGACUCCUCGCCGCGGAGGUGCUUCGCGACUUCGUUGCGCAAUCCUUGCUGAGAAAGCUGAGCAGGGAAGAGUUGGAUGCGUUGCUCAAGGCGCACUUGGGUGAGCAGCAUGCCACUCGGAUCAUGGCACAGAGGGCGCACCUCCGUGCCAGCACGGAAACAGUGAUUUCCAGCUCGACGAGCCUCGGCCACUGGCGCUCCAGUGAGGCGCGGCUCGAGGACGCACAGCAGAAGUUGGCUUUGGCAAAGGCCGAGGCCCUCGACUCUGCACUCCUCGGCCGGAUCAGGGAGAGAGCGGAACGAGAGAGAGGAGAGAGAGGAGGCGAGCUUGAACCAGAAGCGACGGAGGCCGGGGCAGAGGCGGAGGCGGCAGAAUGCCCGAGCUUGGGCCUGUGGGAGCAGAGGCUUCUGCCAGCAGAGGAGUCCCUGCAGCCGGCUCCGAUCUCCAAAAUGAAGGUGCAGGAGGCCUCUGCUCUCGAAGGCGUCAGUCUGGAGGAGCAUUCCGUCGUGUGCCACGAGCGCUCGAGAUCGAGAUUCGCCGCUGUAAGCGAGGAUUUGGGUUACAUCUUCGGCGAGGUCUCCAGUCCCCCCGCUGCAACGUCGCCUCCGCCUGAAGCGCAUCGCCCGAGACAGGCAUCUCCACCCAGACCUGCGCGCGUAAAGUCGGCGCAAUCACUGCAUGACAGCUCCAGCACGUAUCUUGCCAACUUGAAGGCUCGUGUUGCUCGGCCAGGAUGA
Molecule: messenger RNA, 1470 nt
Organism: Symbiodinium sp. CCMP2592
Lineage: Eukaryota; Dinophyceae; Suessiales; Symbiodiniaceae
Source: the annotation of a GenBank genome assembly